AUGGACCAUCAUGACUGGCAGCGGGGGAGAAGUAGAGGUCACAGACGGUACGAUGAUGAUGAAGAUGGUAAGAAAACAGUCAUCCUGAAAAUCUGUGUCCCAGGAAACUUAUGUUUCUGUUUGGUAAAUGAUUCUUAGCAAAGUAACAAGGGCGAUGUUUUAGUACUAUCUACUGUAGGACAUCAUCAGAAGUGUCGUCUAAAGUAAGGGAGCAGAGUCCACAUUAAACCAAAUGUAGAAAUUACUCAUUUGAAAGUGAAGUUGCUUCAUAACUUUGUAACAACAUGCAGGUACAAGGUUCAUCUUUAGUCAUGGGACGUAAUUCCCAAACUAACCAAACUAUGACUAAAGAAAUUAUGAUUUUUACUUCAUUUAGCCAAUCAUUGCAGAACAUGUCAUCCCUUAAAACUCUCUGUUUCUCCUCAUUCAUCCUUCAAAUGACUCCAUCCUCCAAAAAUGUGCCCUGAAAAGUUUAUAUGAAGGACUUUAAAGAUACUCAGAGCUGGGUUUAAGGUCUAAUCGUCACUUUUCCUACAUCAAAACUAUCUCAGCUGGCCCAAACAUUUCAAUCAGAAACUACCUACACAGAGCUGGUGCAACAUUUGGCCUUUGUCAACAGAUUCUGCAUUAAAUGUGUAACCAGUACUCAGGAAUCUGGAUUUUGGUAUCCAUUUGUAGGGUUCUUGUCAUCCAUGUAGUAUCAACCAAUUACGUACCAGCAGGCUUUGGCAUAUGAUGAUCUGUCUGUCCCCUUAGAACCUGUUCCAGUAUUAAUAUGGCACUUCCAUGUUUUCUGUCUGUCCUUUUCUUUCAGAGGGCCAGCCGGUCUACAUCGGCGUUCCAGCUUCCCACAGACGGAAAAGGCGCAGACAUCAUUCCCACGCCAGUGAUGCUGAGCGUGCCACAAGGCACACACACUAUGACCGCCAUACACACCGUGAACACUCACACAGGGGAUAUUACCAUGACAGAGACCGAGACACAGAGGAGCGAUCUGACGAUGAUGAAGGCAGCACAGAGCAUCAAGAACCCUCUGACCCCUCAGGUUUGAGAAUACAUGAAGAUACUUUCUAGAGUAUGCUGUGCCCAAUUCAUAAACAGUCAGCACAUAGUUGAGGGGUCUAGGCAGCAUUGAGCUGUCUUGGCUGAUGUGCUUCUUCACUUGAAUAAUGCUUUUCCCUUGGAAAGCCAAGGUGGUGUUUUAGGUUUGUAAUAAAGGAGAUUGGAGGGUUUGCAAAUAUCAGGGUACCACUCUGCAGAGAUGUUCCAUUGAAGAUGUUGAGGAGGAGGACCCAUGACCUCUUAAGCUUGGGUAGAGUGGGAACAUUGAUUUAACCAGCUGACUACCAUUCUAAUGUUGAUGGAGUUAUGGGAGUUCACACAUCCAGUCAACAUCAACAUCCUUAUCAAGUGAGUCCAGGGGGUGCAAGACAGGAUUAUGGGUACUGGGGCCAUUGCGAGAGCUUUUCAGUCUUUGUGUAGCUUAAGUGAGAGCUGUGUCUGUAUCACUAGAAUAAUAUCAAUCAACUUUCCAGUCAGUGUGAGUGACCUCUGCCAAGGUUGCUCAAGAUAGCCAUGCACAUAUCAUGGCACAGUCAGGGACGGUGGAUGUGGGUGUAAGUAUGUCAAGUCUGGUUGCUUAAGAAUCAUGCCUCUUCUCUGUCCAGGUACAUUUUCGCUGGUUUCACCAAACUUUUAGCUUCCAGUGAGGAACAGGAGGAAGUUGUAGCUAAAUGUGAAGCACCUCCAAGUCUGCGGGAAAGAGAGAUUGCUCUUUGCAGGCUGGGAGUAAUUGUUGCCUGAAGUGAAGAUCUGAGGAUCCCAAGUGAGGUUAAUGAGGCAUUAGAUUUCCAAGGAUUGAUACUUGUCAGAAUUAAUUCUGUCAGGGUACAGAGAAAACUGAGCUUGUAGUCAAGUCAAAGCUUUAAAUUAGCAGAUUAAUUCAAGUUCAAUGAUAAUUGGGAUGUGGAAAAAGAGACAUCACAAGAGCCCCAAAAGAGUCCUGUCUCUGUUGUGUCCACACUCAUAUGUAGAGAUGGAGAAAGAGAGGCAAUGAAGAGCUGCUUCUGAGCUGUUGGGAAAACAAACUGAGAUGACUUUGGCAUGUGAUUAUGAUGCCACCUUGUUGUUAGGCCACUUUCUUGGCCCUUCAGACUAAGAAGAGAUCCAGAGGUAGACCUAGACCACACAUGGGUGAUACAACUGUAGUUCUUAGCCUGGUAGUGCCCUGGGAGAGGUACCUUUGGACUGCUGGGCUUGCUGCUAUCAAAAGUAUGUCUUGGGAUAAUGAGACUUGUAGUUUGUUCCUUCAUAACGUUAAUGUUGCAUCAACAAAAGGUCCCAGUUUGAAAUUGUCUUAUUCUUUGUUCUGUGGCCAAAACAAGUGAUACAUUCAUCCAUUGUUGGUGUACACUGUUGGUUGCUAACAAGAAAACGAUAAGGUACUGACAUGCUACACGAAGUGUAACUGCUUAACAAUGUAAGAAAGAACUGGUACUGUGGGCGUGAUAAUGGACUAAGCAUUUCUGUGCUUGAGUGCCUUCACAUGAAAUCUUACGAGCCUUUGAACCCAUUUGGAGCCAUAAGUGCUAAACUCAGUGGUGACAGGUCUUCAUCCAGACUUGAUUCACCUUUACAGGUGGAUUAACCAAAAGCCUGUUUCUGUAAAGAGUUUUUGAUGAGGUUGAAGUUUGAAGUACAUGUAUGUGAUGAAUUUUUGCAGCAUGGUCAGCGUUCCCAGGGGGGCCAUAAAGUCUGUAGCCUGUAAGCUGAUUAGAGCUGAGGAACUCCAAGCUGUGUGUGUGUGUGUGUGUGUGUGUGUGUGUGUGUGUGUGUGUGUGUGUGUGUGUGUGUGUGUGUGUGUGUGUGUGUGUGUGUGUUUGUGUGUGUGUCUGUUAUUUGGGGUGACUGCUGGUGUUUGGUGUGUGGUACGCCUUGUAUUAUUGUAUUAUUGAUUUAUACUAAGUUUUCCUAACACAAGGCCUGACAUGAAUAGCUGAAGGCAGGACUGUUGGGGUCAUCCAGGCAAGAAAGUCUGAGCUUUGCCAAAGAGGAUGUCCUUGAUUUUCUUGCAUGUGUGUUUUUGUCUGAGUGUGUGUGUGUGUGUGUGUGUGUGUGUGUGUGUGUGUGUGUGUGUGUGUGUGUGUGUGUGUGUGUGUGUGUGUGUGUGUGUGUGUGUACGUGGACUUCUGGGAGGAGAGUACUAGAGGGCCCUGUGGUGUGUGUCAACCUUCUUAAAGCCUCUGGCUCUUUUGCUGCUUUGGAGAUUUCAGUGGAUUCUUGCCACAGCUUUCAGAGGACUGAUUGAAUUGCGCAAGUCUGACCCCUUAGAAGACUACUCCCACACCAAUCAUACAUGGCUAAUUGAAAUAACAAAACUUACUGAGGAAUAAAACCCAAGGAAGUCAGCGCUGAGGCACUGGAGUGGAAAAACAAGUUGGAAAGACGUAUGUGAGAAGCGGUGAAAGAGUAUUUUUUCAGUCAUGGUGAAGAGCUGAGGACACUCGACCUCAACAAGAGGACAGGACGCUGCGUACCUUGGUUUUUUUGGCCUGAAUACAGACAAGUUUUCCCAGUGGGUAAUACUGUUUCUUAUCAGAGGCUCCAGUGACCAUGCUGGACCCUGGAGCAUCCCGUCGGACUCUACCUGGUUCUCAUAUAGGUAACAAUGCAACAAAUAAAAAAAGAAAAACAUGGAAAAGGAGAGUAGAUAACCUGCCACGGUUGGUAGACAAAAAUCACUGAUUAUAUGCAAAUCACAUUUGAAGUUAAAAGAUCAUUUUGUUUUCUUUUAUUUUGUGUAGUUUAAAGACAAAUCUUUCAGUGUUCAGUACCUGCUGAUCUCGCACAAUAAGCUUUUGUAUUGGCCACGCAUUGUAUCAUAAACUGUUCCAUCUUUAAGACUUUGGGGUGGGGGGGGGGGACACUGAAGUUUUGAUUCUCCAUGUUGUUUAAUUCCUCCCAAACAUUUUAGAAGCCUACAUGGUUGAAAAUUAAGUUAUUCAGAGUUGCAACAAUCAUUUUUUUGUCACAUGGAGGCAGAGGAAUCAGGUGAUUGCAUUAAUGUAUCAAUGCAUGAGGUUAUAUUGAAAAACAAUGUCUGGUUACAGAUCAACAAUCAUGGAGAAAUCCUUUUUUUGCUGAUCGAAAGUUCUAUAUGAUUAAAACAAUAAUAGCUGACUGGUUCGCACUUUUCUGAGAAGUGAAAAGAACUCUGGUGUGUUUUAAAGCUGGGCCCUUUUUUGAUGUUUCAUUUCCACUAUUUUAUUUUAGAUGAAUAAAAGAAACUAAAUGUUCAUUACUCCAUCUGACAGCUUAAAAAUGGGCUUGCAAUGACUGCAGCGUAAUCCACAGAGCAAAUGUGUGUGUUUAAGGUACAUGCCCCCAAUAAGCUUGUUGUUGACUUAGUUUGUUUUAUAGUCUAACAAAAUUACAGAAAAGAUUUUCAAUUUUUAGACUUUUUUGUCCAAAGGCGGGAUGGAAAUAAAUAUUUCUUCAGCCUCAUUUUUGGCAGCUGACACCAAACUUAGAGCCAGAGAGUUUUAUUGGAAAACACAGGUACUGCUUGUCCAACGCCACCUCAUUAAGUUCAUUUUUUCGUGCUUGGAGCUGAUUGAAAACAAAAAAAGUAGUCAUGGACAAGCAGAACACCAUUCACUUCAGCUCAGGCAACUUUAUUUAUCCCACUGGGGGCAAUUCAUUUGUGGCUUUCCAGUGUAUAUUCAGUCAUUUACACAGUGAGUCAACAAUAUACAGAAAUGAUCUAUCAGUCAAGUAAACAUGUUAAAGCAUAGGACAGAGGUAGAUUUCAGGACUUUAUAAGUAGCCUACGUAUACAACUCAUAGGGCAAGAUAAAACAAGAUAGGAUAAAAGAUUUAAAAAAACAAGUGAGGUAAAAAAAAAGAAUACAAAAACUGUAAUAUCAGUUAUAAAAAUAGGAAUACAAGAUCAAUAAAUUUGAGGUAAAAUUACUACUGCUGACAAUGGAGUCUGAGGGCAAUCUAACAUUUGAUUCUGUUCAGAUACAAAGGGUCUUAUCAAAAAGGACUCUUUCUUUAGUGACCCUUUCUUUAAUUUUGCAGUCAGUACAGCUAAUUUCAAGGCUGAGGCAAUCUACUGAAACAAUCUUUCGGAAAAAUCCAAAAACUUCUUACACCUCUGAACGAUUGAGGUCUGAAAUAUUUAAGUAAAAGUUGGUACUACAGAUUUACUAACAGCCUACAAAGAGUCCGAAACGGCGCAGAAACAAAACACCAUGACCUCUCCCUUGGGGGUUGUAUUAGCUGGUUGGAGAUCAUAAACACAUUGAGUACUAAAACUGUGAACCUGAUCAGACGUCCCGAUGGGACCUGACCUAAUGUGACCGAGCAGAAAGAGCGAUGGAAACAGCUUCAGUGUUGUACGCUCUGAGAACAUUGGGUUGUAUAAAUAAACAACCAGGGUUGUUAACAUAGAUUACAUAAUCGUUCUUGUAAGUGGAAGUGCUGAUUGACGUUUGCACAUCGUUGCCACAUGAUCCUUGUGUCACUCGUUUCAGAUCUAUAUGCCUGGGUUUUUUUAAAAUCUUUUUUUAAUGUUUUUGUCUAAAAAUGGGACAAACUCAAAAUACAGGUGACAGUGCAAUGACACCUACGGUCACGUGCUUAAACACACGCAAGCAAACAGAAGGAUCCAACUCAACAAGGCCUCCAGGCUUGGGUGUUAAUGGUCAUCGAUCUGCUCUGAGUGAAAUUAGAAAAAGGUGCCAGCAGAUUGGAUAUCAGAUCCUCAUUAGAUGAACUGACUCUCCUGUUUGCCUGUUCAUGUUAUCAAGGAUAGUUUGAAUUAAGUCAGGCUCGUGUCUAUCAAAGGAGCACUUCCUUUAUGUAGUUGUGUAGGAGGUAUUUCAGCACAGGUUUUGUAGCCAAUGUAACGUUUCUGUUAUAAAGACAGAAUAAAUGGGUGGCAAAAUCUGCAGUUUGAAAAAAGCCCAUGUUUUGGAGAGGACUAAGAAAAUCAGAUCUCCUUCUCUAGAUCAGCUUUCAAAACUUUUCAGGCUCAUUAAUGCACCCUAAUAACAGGUAAUUAAAGUAAUCCAGCCAAGAUGCAGAGAGAAAAAAUGUCAUGGACUGAAUCUGAAUCAUUAUCAGACCAGACAUGUCAUUUUUGUCAUUUAGGCUGAUGCCAUUUUGGACAUUCAUAUUACUAUAGAAAGUAAGUUUUUGGUGUUAAAGGCCAAGCUGCAAAUAAUUUGUUGUCUCUGAGCAGAGGAAUAUUGGAUACCUAACUGCUGUCAUCUAGCUUUACUUUCAUAAGUAUAAUUCAUUUAACCUUGUGGAACUGCAUAACUGACUUUGAGGUGCAGGAUGUUCCCAUUUUUAACAUUUAUUUUUAACAGAUCUAUCUGUUAAAUAUGGUUUAAACCAUCUGUAUGCAGUCUCUGAGUGUUGAGUGUUGCAGUCUGUGUAACAGGAUGUGAUGUGAGUAGAAGCAGUAGGACCUGAGAGGACAAAUUCACAGAGAAACCAUCUGUCUGUACCAUUUCGUUUAAUGGAUACUUUGCUAAUUCAGAGGUUGUGCGAGACAUUCAAACUGCUGUUGGUGUUGAGUCGUGGUAGUUCAUUCAUUAAUGCCUCUCCAGAGUUUAAAGACAAAGACAGGCUGUUCCACUUCUUUGGUUUGAGGCUAAGUGUUAGAGCGACUGACACUGCCAUGACAAUUUUAGCUUGUUAAAAGAGUGAAGCUUUUAUGUUGACCAAAAUGUUAUCAUCACAUGAAACUUUCAUGACUCCAGAAUCCUGGACAGGCACAAAUCUUCCUGUUUUUCUCUGUGUUUAUGUCCAUGCAUGAUUGUUUUACUUCUAAAAAAAAUGGUUUAACUGCUAUCUGUCCUUUGAUUUUGGUUUUCUGUUUAUAGUUUCUCCUGCAGCAGAGCGGCUGCGUCACAUACUGGGGGACGAUGAUGGCACACCAACACCCACAAUAUUCACUGAGAUGGACACACUGCAGCAUGAUGGGGACGAGUUAGAAUGGAAAGAGUCUGCGAGGUGUGCGCGCGCACACACACACAGACACACACAAAAUAUACAGGCUUCAAAGCUUUCAUUAGUUUAGGAUUUGGGGUCACCUUUGAAAGGAUUUAGAGGUUGAGGGCUGGGAAAUAGUCGCUGCUGGGUGGGAAGCUUUUAACACUUGAUGUGAUUAAAGAUACACUUUAAAUUACACAGGGGGCAUCCUGCUGCUUGGUACUCCUGAAAUUGGAUAAAUCAAUCACUGUCUUUCUUUAAUCAUCCCCGUAGGUGGGUGAAGUUUGAGGAAAAAGUUGAAGAAGGAGGAGAGAGAUGGAGCAAGCCUCACGUCUCCACGUUGACCCUGCACAGCCUAUUUGAGCUCAGGACGUGUUUGCAGACCGGGAGCAUUCUUCUUGACUUAGAAGGCUACUCUCUGCCACAGAUAGUGGGUGAGUGUGAAAGAAUUCAAUCAGAGAUCCGCUUUGAGGAAAACUACACUCAUUUUAGAUGCAAAAUGUUCAGCAUCUAUGAUUUCUAAUUCUUCAGGCAAAAUGUCUCAAGUAAGUCCAGUUGUCCUUUCCAAAAGAAGGUCAAAUUUUGAUCCAUCAGACCACAAGACAGUUUUUCUCGUCCCCUCAGUCCACCUUAAUGGACUCAGGUCCAGAAAAGUCGUGAGCCACUUUUCACCUGCACAUGUGAAUGCCGCAACAGAUGGUGGUUUUUGGAAGUGAUUUUGAGUCUUGUCUGUUUUGUAGGCAGUGCUGCCUGUGGGCGUGAAGAUCAGGGCCAUCCAGUAUUGAUUUAAAAUGAUUUUUUUAAAUCUUCAAUUUUAUUCUCUUGACAUUUUCACAGCUCCUCAUUCACACCGAUAUUUCCCUACCUGAACAUAAUAUGGGAUACAGCCCAGUUGUUGCAUUAUCUAGAAGAAAUCAAUUCACUUCUUGUAUUAGAAGGCUGUAAUGUAACGCAUGCAAUGGUGACCAUGAGUCACAUUACAGUUUGACCACGUUCCAUAAAAGACUCAGCAUUGAUUGAAUCCUGUCCACUGAGCUGAGUGAACUGAAAACACAACAUUGACUGAUUGUUCUGUUAGGAAACCGUUUUAAAGUCAGACCUGCAAACACGGAGGAAAAGACUAACUACUUGGUUUGUCUGAGCAAAACCGCUGCUGAAAUUACUUGACUAAUUCAUGUACAAACUUAAAUGGUAUGCUAUUACUACACCUGCUUAGUAAUAGCAUACCAUUGGGACUCAAUAUCAAGCUUUGACUAAAACAAAACAAAUCAAUGUUUUAAGUGGAUAACUGAUUUUUAAAGACCCACGCUGAUGAAAAUCAUGUUUUUCUUGUUGUCUACAUGUUCAUUUGUUUAUUUUUCUGAUGCUACAGGACAUAUCAUGAGGAAACUCAGUGCCAAAUUGCAUUUCAGAGUAUUUCUGCAUUCAUCUUUGGCAGACCCAGAACAGCAGGAUCAGAUACACUGAGAUUUCCCACGUAGCAAAUCCGAGCUUCACCCCCGGAGUCCCGCUAUGCAGGCCAGAGUCGUAGAAGUAGAGAGGACAAUUGCAGAACAAGCGUGUGCAUUAGCUGAUUGCAAUGCUCAUAAGAAAGCUAAUUAUAAUAUUACAUUUCAUCAUGUCUCCAAAGACAUUGGUGUCCAAGAGCUGAAAAGCUCCUAUGUUACCUGCCACUUCAAUUAAGCCAACAAUGUUGGGCUGCAAGCUACCAUGGAGAGGAGAGUGUAGAGCAGCACUGUCUCCGCCCACGACUUAGAGGCGAAUUGUUAAUGAGCUACUAGAGCUCUGCAGAAGAAAAGCUCUUACAAAUAACACAGGUAACAUGAAUUUGGAAAAAAAAACUUCAAAAUCACAAUUUUAAGACCACAGAGAACACUUUAAACGAUCGGAGUGGAACCAAUUUAUUACAAAAUGACAGAAUUUAUACAAAAUUGUUGAAGAUGUUCAUCCAGCUGUUCUGUUCACUUGAAAUCUAGAUGACAUUGUGGACCGGCAGAUAGCUGAUGGUCUCAUAAAUCCAGAUCUGAAGGAGAAGAUCAGCUUUGUGUUGCUCAGAAAGCAUCGUCACCAGACCAAGAAACCCAUCCACCGCUCACUGGCAGAUAUCGGAAAGUCCUCAAACACUGCUUCCAGUAAGUUUCCAUGACCUGGUUUUUCACCACUAACCUGUAAUCAAGCCAAUCAAAUCUUACAUUAACACCUGAACGCUUUUGUUUCCUUCCAUGCUAACAAACACCUGUGCCAAUCUCUCUGUUAAUCGAUCUUUCUAUUCUGUUUUUUAAUCUUGUGCUGCUGCUGCUGCUGCUGCUGCUCUAUCAGACCGUAGUCCACAUGCUAAUCUGAAUCGUAGCACUAGUUCAGCCUCUGGGAUCCACCGCUCCACAGAAGACCUACGCUCACGACAGUCAGGCAGCCUUGGUCGUCUGCGUGAGUCUAAAGAACACGACACUUAACCAACAUCCUCACCAGUUACUUCCAUUUUUACAAUGUCCCACAAACUAUCACACCACAGUUAUCUGACCUUUCACAUCCCUGUGUAUCUUGUUUUCUCUAGUUAAAGUGAUCUAAUGAAUCCUCAGAUGUUACUGGUGAACCUCUGGAGGGGUCAGACCAAGGCUUUAUUACAAGGCUUAAUUCAGAAGACAGCAGUUCUGCAGGUCUAUUAGAAAGAUCAGUCAGGACCCUGUUGUAAUCUGUAGGACCCUGGUACACCUUGACCAUACCUUGCAGUACUUUUGCAAUGAUAUGUCCAACAUUAAAACAUAUAACAGAUUAUCAUGAAGUUGCGUGUGCUGAUUGGCUUGUUUACCUCAUGUUUGGAUGAUGAAAUGUGCCCCUAAAAAAUACUGAUUUCAUAAAUAUUGAUGAAUUAAUCAGAAAGGAUGUUUUCUGCACAAUCUGUACUUUUCCUACCAAACAUUUGAAGCUCUCUUUUUUAGGAAUAUUUGAUGUGCUUUCAUUUGAAUAUAUCUCCACUAUGCAACUAGCUUGUGAACACUGAUUCAAAAACAAUUGUAAUUUGGAGGUUUGAAACAUUAGCAACAUAAAAGAAUUUGCAGAAUUUGUGUUUUUAUAAUCCGACUAAGAGAAGAGACUCAGCGUUAGUGUCAGAACUUCUAACAAAGUGAUGAAUCUAAAAGACUUUUCAAGCAUUUGUAAUCACUUCCCAGAAUUAAGACUUUGCACUCUCAGCUUUUUUAAUAAACUACUGUUCCUGAAUGUUUUAACUGACCCUGAUCCUAACUUAAUCCCUGCUCAUGGUUUUAACACUUGAUUUAUCUUUGUGUUCAUACGCUACAGUCUGAUUUUUUACAGAAUGAGCAUUUGCAUUAGAGAUUUUGGUCCUAUUGUAUACACACUUUGAAAGGUAUUUUGGGGAGGAUUAAGAGGGUUUUUUGGGGGGGUCUGAGUGGUUUGUUUUUGUUCUCUCCUUAUUUAAUUUUAUCUGUUUCCAAAUCUGCUUUAAAAAAAAAAGGGAAAUGAGUCAUUAAAUCACAAUCUGCCUGAGAGGAAUAAUUGGUGAAGUUCUAGGACUCAUUCUGGACAUCCCUGAAUGCCCCCUCUGUCCUCUCGUUUUUCUCUGCUAUUUCUGACAUCCAACAAAUAAUUAAGCUCUUCCACCUUUUAACUACUGUGUCACAUUAAAUGUUCAAAUAUCACAUUGAAGUGUGUUGUUCAUUUACAGAUCCUGCACAAAGUCGAAGCAUGAAUGAUAUUUCAGACACACCAAGCACAGACCAGGUAACUGCAGUAUUUAGUAUUUCUUUUUCAUGUGUGCAGCAGUGGGUGAAUUUGUAUCCAUCCAGUAUAUAGACAAGUAUUUGUCAUUAAAACUGACAGAUUUUCUUUUGCACUUCUGAAGAAUCAGUGUAGCGCCUCUCUGUCUUCAGUACCACAUGUAUGCCCUGUCACUAUCAGAGCUGAUAUUGAUUUAUAAUGAGCUGAUCUCCUGUUGCCUGUGGGUAAGAAUAAUGAUGUUUAAACCUCAGUUCUGCUGUAACACACUCUCCAUUUCUAUGUGCAUGGUUCGGUUGUUGUUUGUUUGUGUUUCAUGAAAAGUUGAACUUUACUUUAUGAGGAGGUAUACAGAGUCAUUAGGACUAUUUAAUCCUUCUAAGCCACACAGCCGGGUUGCUAAAGGGGGAAUUUGUUGAAUUGUGUUUUUGCCAGAAUGUGUGUUUGGACUUAUGACUGUGUUUGUUUGUGCGCAGAUUUCAAACUCCUUUUGAGUUUUGUGGCUAAUUUAUUUAACUUCUCAAAAUGAUGCACAACAAUGAAGUUAGUUUCUGUUGGCCUGCAGCAAAGUGAACAAAGACUUGAGACUCUGUUCAGUAGUAUCAGACACAGGCUGCAUACAUUUAAGAUGUGUUUGUCAUCAGGGGAAAAGAUCUUGACCCCACAGCCUGACAUGAACUCAAACAUGGCGACCCUGGACUCUGAUUUAAUUAUUAUUGACAGAGGCUGGCGUAACACCUCCAGCUUUCUUUGAUCUGACCGACACGCACUCUGAUACAAUUAAACACAUGAUGUAAUAACAUGCAACAUCUAUUGAGGGACUACAAAAUCACCAAAUCACUUGAACCCAGCUGAAGGCUGAAGCUCAAACUUAGACUGAAUACGUACCUUCUUCUUUAAUUAGUUUGUAGUGUGUGUGAGAUCGAAAUGUAUUGUUUAAAGUUGCUUAGGACCCAAGAGUGAGGAGAAAGUGGACGAGGACCAGUUGGUGAAUUGACUCUGAAAGCAUUAACAGAUUACAGGGAGAUUUUAAUUUAAGCACCCACCACUCCACUGCCACGUGCCUCCUUCGUUAAGAGGAGAAGGAGGGGUUUGCCAAAAGAGCGCUGCACAACUGUGUUGUGUGUUGGGAUUCUGUACAUGAUUCCAGGAAAACCAGAACCCCAAAGGUUCUGCGAAUAUGUAAUACUCAUUUAAUGACAACCAAAUUACAAGAUGAUUAAAGAUUCAAAGGUUCAUUAAAUUCUCACUAGUCGUGGUGAUAUAAAAGACUGGUGGAGGCUGGUCUUGUUGGUAAACCAUGUCAUACUGGUUUAUCUUAAGGAGAAGAAGUAGGAGCCAGAUCAACUGUGGCAAAACGCCAAAAGAGCUGGUGACUCUUUCUAGAUGAAUUUUGGUCUCACUCAUAAAAACAACAGUUACCCAAAAAAUGGUGGAACUUCCACAAGAGUGACUUUUAUAAAAAGUGGACCUGAACUUGUGUGGCUCUUGAGUGGAACCUUGGGACUUCUUCAGAUGGUCCUGACUUUCAGAGAAUGCUGUCAAAACAGGCGAAGAAGUGAAUGUUUGUUUUUUGCUUGGUGGUAAAAUCAUACACCCAGAGAGGGUUAAGUCCCCUAAGCAGCUCAGGUUCGAUUCUGACCUGUGGCACUUUGAAACCAGCAGGAAACAUUCUCAGGGAUACAUGAUUUUAUUUACCAACUCUAGUGUCAAUCCAUUGAGGAGAUGUUUGGACGAUUCUCUCUAGAUUAGGUGUCCCCCCCACCUUCUGCGGCAGGGGACGACGUGGCUCAGCAGGGUGAAAAGCUACCAAAAUGGUGAAACAAGGGGGGUGUUCUGAGACAGGCUGUUACCUGUGAAGAGGGGGUGCUCUAAAAACACCCCCCAAUUAGCACUUAGUUAGUUCCCCCUCAUGACAUUAACCGUAGACUGUAAAUUGACGCAGAAAAAAAAUCGAGUUGACCAACCAGAAUUUUUUUCAAAUCAGCAUGUAUCAACCUAUAAGUCAACCAGUCGACUAGGACUUUACAGCCCUGCUGGAUAUCAAAACUAUUAGUGUGCAUCCUCUGGGGUCCUAAACAUCUGUACCAGCUUCAGCCACAAUAAAUACAACAUACUUGUCUAAAUACGUCCCUUCUAAAGUGAAGGACCACAGAAGAAAUCGAUUGCGUCUUGGUAAUGAGGUUUAAGCGAUGAGCUCUUGCUCAAUGUUGGUAAAAAAAAUGAUAAAUGUAAGUGAGAGGGCUGCUGUCCACAUGAAAGGAGGAUCCCUCAUUGAUUAUUGUCCAAAAUCCUAUACGUCAUUUUCUGUAACGAUUUCAGUGGUGGAACUACCCUCGACUUGACGUCACCAGCUCACAUGAUGCGAUUAUCCAUCAACACACAGUAAAUUGAUCAUUGCACACAGGAGCAGCCUGGAGAGGUCAGCUGUAGUGCAACAUGCCUCAAACAUGUGAUUUCUGCUUAUGCUCUCCCUUCAUCUAUCUCUUUCUGCCAGUUGAAGAAUAAGUUCAUGAAGAAGAUUCCUCGUGAUGCCGAAGCAUCCAACGUCCUGAUUGGUGAAGUGGAUUUUCUGGACAAACCCUUUGUGUCUUUUGUACGUUUGGCCCAGGCCACGACUCUCGGAGGCCUGACGGAGGUCCCUGUGCCAACAAGGUGGGUGUCUCCUUGGUCCCCUUUUCAGCUAUCUCUUCAUUACUUUUCUUAACUGCCCUCUUCUGUGCUAACAGGUUUCUCUUCAUUCUCCUGGGUCCUCAUGGCAAAACCAAGUCCUACAAUGAAAUUGGCCGAGCCAUUGCUACGCUCAUGGUUGAUGAUGUAAGUGGAUUUUGAGACAAAACUUUAACACAUAUUGAAUCUGGAAUAAACUCUGUGAUCUCCUGUCAGCUCUUCAGUGACGUUGCCUACAAAGCAAGAGACCGCGAAGACCUGAUUGCAGGUGUUGAUGAGUUUCUGGAUGAGGUGAUUGUCCUUCCUCCAGGGGAAUGGGACCCAAAGAUACGCAUCGAGCCUCCCAAGAAGGUUCCAUCUGCAGAAAUGAGGCAUGCCAAUUUAUACCUCACUCACUCAGUGUUUCUUUAGCAGCUGAUCAAGAUUAGGACAAAACUUGACGUUCAUUUUGAAGCAAUCUUAAAACCCCCUCUGCCUGUUGCCUGAUGAAUAUUUGAGCUUCUGAGGACAAAUCAUUCAUAUUUCUAUGGAUUAUUUCAUGUUAUACAUCUCCAAACAAAUCCUGUCCUUCCAGUUCAAUCUUGUUCUGUCACCAUGUUUGCCUCAGGAAGUCUGUAAUGAACCUGAAUGAGCUGGGUCAAAUGAAUGGCUCAGCUGGUGGGGCAGCAGGAGGAGAAGAUGAGGAACUUCCAGCACCACAUGAACUGGGAGAGGAGCUGAAAUUCACUGGGAGGUAUGGGGAGACUGGAUGGUGUCUCAUCAUAUGUCACAAGGUCCAGUUACAUCCAAGUCCUGAUGUCUUAAUUCACAACACUGUGGUUUGCAGGUUUGGAGGGGGAUUAUGGCUGGACAUCAAACGGAAGAUCCCAUGGUACUGCAGUGAUAUCUAUGACGGCCUCCAUAUCCAGUCCAUCUCUGCUGUCCUCUUCAUCUACCUAGGCUGCAUCACCAAUGCCAUCACCUUUGGCGGAUUGCUAGGGGACGCUACCGACAAUUACCAGGUCUUUGAAAAGCUGCUGAACCCAGAGACAUCUGAAAAGAUGUGACUUCUCAUGACAGGUUGAUGACCAUGUCUAUGUCUGUCUCUUCUCUUCUUUUUCAAGGGGGUGAUGGAGAGUUUCCUCGGGACCGCUCUAGCAGGGACUGUCUUUUGUUUGUUUGGUGGGCAACCUCUCAUCAUCCUCAGCUCAACUGGACCCAUUCUUAUCUUUGAGAAACUGCUAUAUGAAUUCAGCAAGUACGUUACACACAACCAGAAGCAUGAGUAGAGUACAGGUGACCACCUAAGCAAUGAUGCAAGCACUCUGUUUUUCUUUACAGAAGCAACAACGUUGACUACAUGGAGCUGCGUCUGUGGAUCGGCCUCCACUCGUGUCUACAGUGUUUCCUGCUGGUACUCUCUGACGCCAGCUACAUUAUAAAGUACAUGACCCGCUUCACAGAGGAAGGUUUCUCCAGCCUCAUCUCCUUCAUUUUCAUCUCUGAUGCCAUCAAGAAAAUGGUAACUUUUCUACUUGUCAGUCAGAAGAAUUAACAGCCAUCCUGCCAGUAUGUACAUGUAUCAUUUCUUUAGGUUGACCACCUGGAGGAAACUCCACAGGCUGCAACACCACAAUCUGUGAAAAGAAGUCUUGUUGUGAACUGAGUCCAUUGUCUUAACUGUCAGUUUUGCCUCUUUUUGGAUGCAGCAAUAGAAGUUAAAAAAGAUAAUUUAACAGUCAAUCUUUUGGCUUACCCACAUACAUACCCACCUAAUGUGGUCUAGAGCUAGAGCCCCAGAAAAUAAAGAUUGUAAUGGCCAAAAUACCAAACUGAACUAGAGCCCCAGUGGGGCACUGGCGGGCCCCACCGCGACCGCCACCCCCAUUGUGGUCGCCCCCUCCGGCCGUCGCCCCACGCUCCGGCUCUCGCUUCCCUGCGCCGCUGUCACGCCCCAGCUGUCGCCCGUCGCCACUGUCGCCUCACCUAGCCAUCGCCUUCCUCUAGUGGUCGUUCGCCGCAUUGCCGUGGCCAUGCCCCUCGCUCCACAAGCAACCUUCUUGCACCAAAGGCGAGAAAAAAACCCAGUCGUCCUCCUUCACGUGCCAAGUCUACCUCAAUGUGACCUGCCACACUUAGUGUUGUAGCUAGGUGGCGCUGUCACAUACAGAGCCAAUUUUGGUGUCGAUUUUUCCGGGGCCGGACCAUUAUCAACAUACUAAAUUCUGGUGAAGGUCGGAGCACAAUUGGCCGAGUUACAGCCAAAUUAGUUAGCACGCCAAAACUCGUGACUUUGCUGCAGCGCCGCGGCCACGCCGUUUGGGGAGGAGUCACAAUUUUCAUUGUAAAACGACUUUAAUGUUCGCUGAGUAUUCAGGUUGUGGUAUGUUGCCAGUCAGAAAACACAGCCUGAGCUAGGUGGCAAGCGUGAAAAAUGAACAGCUGGCGGCCAUUUGGCGUGCUGAGAGGAAACGUCACAAAAAUUGUACUGUGGCGUCAUGGAAUACUUAUCAAUCUACUGUAGCAUUUUAACCUUCAUGGCAUCAACUAUGCAAGAGUUAUGAGCCCAAAAGUGAAAAAAAUACAUAUGAAAGAAGAAAUAGCUGACAACAAUUAUGACCAGUUGCAAAUACAAGCAAGAAAAUUGUACUGUGGCAUCAUUACCAAACGUCCUUAUGACUGUGUACAUCACUUUGAGUAAGUAGGAGUUAUAAAUCUAACAGGAAAAAUAAGUAAUUGCGUUAUUGUUAAAUGGCGCUGUCACAUACGCAGCCAAGUAGGAUGUUCAUCAUCCAAGGCCAGACUGUUACAACAUACUAGAUUUUGGUGAAGGUCGUAGCAGGUACAACCAAACUCCAGCCAAAUUAGUUAUCACAGCAAGUCAUGUGAUUUCAAAGCACCGCCAUGGCCACGUCCUUUGAUGAGGAGUCAAAAUACUCAUUUUGCAGCAACUUCAAAGUGUUCAGAGUAUUCUGGUCUUGGUUUGACACCAGUCGGAGAAACACAGCCUGAGCUGGAGGUGCAAGCGUAAAAACACACAUAUUCUUGCACCACCAGGGGGCGCAAUGAAGGAAAAUAAUUUUUUCUUUCUUUUUUCUAAUGUCUUUUGGGCCAGAUGUUACAUCAUCCCAGAAUUUUUGAGGCUGAUAGAUGAAAACAUGACAGAGAUAUAGCCAUUUAUUAAUUGGAACAAAACAGGUGACUUUGGCGGCCCCUGGAGGCCGAAUUGCUCAAUAUAUGCAAACGACGUUCAGAAGUUAUAUUUUCCAUGACGUGUUGGUUGGUGUGAGCAAAUAUGUUGAUCGGAGAAAAUACGAAAGAGUUAGGAGCUUUGGAAAACCUAUGCGAAUGAAAAAAAGUGCCCGAACAACCGCAAAUAUCUGGUUGCAAGUAGGUUUUCGAGAAACGCGAAUGGUGAAUUUCCGUGCGUCUCAGUGAGGUCUACGAGUGUGUAAAAUUUCGUGGGGCUGCGACCUAAAAAUUUUUUAAAUGUUUUUUUGGCGGCCCCUGGUGGCCACAUUUUUAAAGUUUUGAAAAAGUUCUUCUAAAUUUCUAUUCCCCUCCGAGUUAAGAUUGUACGAUGCAAAUUUUGUGGCGAUCGGACAAAAUCUCACUGACUUGAUGAAUUUGGUGUGGGGGGUGAAAACUGCCCGAACAGCUGGAAAUAUCUGGUUUCCUGUACGUUGUAGAGAAUCGGCUGCACUGACUUUUUUGUACAGCUCAUUGAGCUCUAUGUGCGUUUAAAAUUUCGUGCAGCUACGACAAAGUGGAGGCUCAUGAGAGUCUGUAGGGGGCGCUACAGAACCAUUUUGCAUUGAAUAUUUUGUGGCACUGCAAAAUGUCAAAUUUUUCACCAGGCCCGAGGGGCGUGCAAAAUUUCCUGACUUUUUUUGCAAGUUUAGGGGGUCAAAUUGGGAUCCAAGAGGGCCUUGCCUGUCGGCUGCUUUGCAGCCUUGGCUCGGGCCCUAACGAUGCCCCACCUACUUCUCAUCAGUCAAUAUUUUCUUCCACACAUUGUAAAAAUUAAGGUGCCCUGUCCACUGAUGCUAUUUUAGCACUGGCAGUUCCUUUUUUCUACUCAAUGCUCAUCAAUGACACUUCUUGACCACUGACCAAUCAGGAUCAAAAAUGGAAGGGAGUUCUGAAAAGGUGUUUGUCAACAACAACGGGGGCAGUCAGUAUGGAAAAGAAAGUGAUCAAACCUGUUUUAUGGAGGUACUAUUUCAAGGUCCAGAGCUCUCAAUAAAAUAAAAACAAAAUAUAUAUAUGUGUACUAUAUACUGUAGAUAAACUGUAGGCCCCUGCUCUUCACGCCGACAGGAAGACAGAUUGAUCAAACUCGGACCAGGAAAACGUUUUCAGGAAACCAGAAACCAUCAUGUAAUGUGUACUGUUGUUUAUUCUACCGCUACUGGCACGGCUAACAGUGUAGCAAGGCUAAUAGCAGGGGGCUGAAAAAUCUGUUGGGCCCUGGCUGUGACGCGAUGUCAAUCUUUUUUUUUUUUCAGCUUUUCAAUGUAAAAAGCUACUAAAGGCAAAUGAAGCAUGGGAGCAUCAUAAAACUAAUCUAACUGUUACCGCUAAAGGAAGCAGAAGUGCAGAGGGGACAAUUCUUGUAACCUAGCAACAGUAAAUGCUGGAGAGAAGGGCUCUGAAAUGAAGGUUGUGGGAGUGCCAGUGCAAUAAAUAGAUAGAUAAACAAAAACAACUCCAGUGGACACAGCUCCUAAUUGUGCCUGUUAAUGAGGUUAAGAGGACAAUAGCGAUAUACAGAGGGAAAAAUAAAACAGGUUUCCUUUCACAGGUAGGAGCCCUGAAGUAUUACCCCAUCAACCGUGGCUUCAAGCCUGACUACAUCACUGGUUAUAAAUGUGACUGUAUCCCACCAGACCAGGGUGAGUGCACUCUUUAGUUGACGUGUAACUUAUAACCACAUUUCAUAAAAAAUAAAUAUAAGGUUGUUUUAGUUUAAUUCUUUCAAAUGUAGAAGUGUUUGGAAUUGUGGAAAGUCUCUUUUCUCGUUUUCAGUUAGAAAAAGUGGAUGUCAAACUUGUGCCAUUAAAAUAAGUAUUGAUCUGGAAUUAGACAGAUUAGCCCAGCUGAUCACAAAGAUUGCAAACAAGCAGAAAUAGCCAGCUCGGCAAAACACAACACUUCUUACGCUCACUAGUUGAUAACCGUUAAUUCAAGUGUUUUGUUUAUAAUCAAAGAAAAAAAACUUUUUUAAAUUAGGAUACUGUUCGACACAAAUUGAUUAUUGAUUAUAGAUACGAACGUUUGGUCUUUGAUCCUUUGUAAUUUGUGUUUUAUGUCUGUUUCUACCUCACCUUUGGAUGCCGUCUAAGUGAGUAUGCAUGUGUGGAAGCUACUGAAGCAUGUUUCAAUAUUCUACUUUCAAGCCUUGCAGCUAUAAAGUUAAUUUGCUUUUCCUCUGUUUCCAUCCGUGUUUGUGCUCUUCAGCAUCUUCAAUCUUUCAGCUCCACUUGCAGAUGAUAAUCUGACUCUGUUGGUAAGUGACAAGAAAACAUCCUUCACAUUGAUCUGUUUUCAUCCCUUUGUGUUAGAGGCUGCUAAUUCAAUCACCAAAUGCUCCUCUAAAGUGGUUUGUAUUUCCUUACUAUAAUAAUCUAAUUAUAGUAAUGGUCCAUAUUUACCCUUAAGGUAGGGAAUCACUCUUGUCUGACAGAAUAUCUGAGAAGCACAGUUUUUGGUCCUUCUGAAGGUAUGAGAAGUCAAGUAUUCAUCAGCUUUCCUGUGCUUUUGGACCAAAUAACUCCACUGAUGCUUAAACUUUCAAAGUCUCACAGGAGAUGAUGUAAAGGAGAGUUUUUUUUUUAUCUUUCCGAGUUGUUUUUUUCUGCUGGUGGCGGCCAAUCCAUCGUGAAAGAUGACCUUUUACUUUGGAGGAUGGUUGGAUCAGUUCAGCAAAAACUGAGGAGAAAGUUAUUUAGAUGAAAGUUUGUCUCAUCACAACUUUACUCUUGGUCAGUCAAGUGAAAUACCACAUCAAGGGUCGACUGUUUUAUAGCAAAUGAUCGUUCUCCUGCCGUUUCUCUCUUUGAUGUCUGCUUUCUCUCCACUUUCAACUUCAUCCCCUACGGCUCUUUCCUAUUUCUCGUCUUCCUCUCCCCAUCCCAACUGUCUCCCCUCUUCCAUUACGUCCUUCUUCCAUCUUGCCUCGCCUCUGUAGUUUAACUUGACUGACAUGGACUGGAGUCAGAUGAGUAAGAAAGACUGCGUAAAGUAUGGAGGCAUGCUGGUGGGGAAGGCCUGUAAGUAUGUUCCUGAUCUGGCCCUCAUGUCCUUCAUCCUCUUCUUCGGCACUUACUCAAUGACGGUUUCUCUGAAGAAGUUCAAGUUCAGUCGAUACUUUCCAACAAAGGUGAGACUUCAGAUGUUCAAACCUGCUAUAAAAGUCAAUGCUGAUUUGGUGUCAGUUCAAUCGAAAGCACUUCCUUACUGGUGUAAGGCUGACAUAACGAACGUAACAAGGCAGUGGGCCCCACUUUAAACCAAACUGUGGCUAUCUAUUUUCCUUUAGUUCGAACAGAAAUUUCAUAGUGACAAACCAGUCUGUUAGGGGCCUGUAAGUCCUCUUUACAGGCUAGCAUCCACAUUGGUAAACACAGCCAACAGACAUCUUCAACUCCAUUCAGAUCAAAAUACAGACAAGCUACUCAACACUACCAGCUGUCUACUGUGAUUGGCUACAUCCAGGUAGUAAAGCAUUACUUCAUUAUAGCAGUAGUCUUUAAUAUGAGCUACACCUGCUGCACUACAGCUUAUACACUUACAUACAGUAUAUGAACCUGUUUCAAGUCUGAUAUAGGGAAAACAAAUCAACAGUCUGUUUUACUAACAAAUAUGUCUGGUGCUGACGCGAUAGAAUGACAACAUUUAAUCGCUGAGUCAACUAAAUGCAUACAUCUAUCACAGUGCAAAUGUUGAUGCUACUUUCUCACUGAUGCACUUCUCAUUUUCACACCCAGUGCCUCGAUACUUGCACCCUCCUGUGUGCCUUAAAGCAGGUUGAUGAGGUCAGGAGCACUGGUGGCAAAAUGCAGUCUUUGUGCAGCAGAAAGACGCACUUCCUCAAGUACCUGGUUUGAAACUGAUGGCGUUUGUGCCUGCUGUUUUUCAGCUCAUUAUUCAAACAGCAAGAUGCCAAGAACAAGCGGCAGAAACUGAUUGCCUUUCAACUCGCUGAGUUUGACGUAUAAAUAGAAUAUACGAUUGUUCAUACAGACAAGCACCUUACUUUGACCCUGGAUCGGCCCUGUUUAUCGAGAAUAAGUGAUUCUGCACAUGAAGUCAGGCCACUCUGGGUAAGCACAAGAGACCGUGUAACUCACGGUCUUUUGUUGUCCAAAAGUCUUAAAAAUGUACCUGUCCUGCCUGAAAAAAAAACAGGGGCCAUGCAUCCAGCUCCACGGGGCUUCACCGAGGCCCAAUGGUAAUUUGAGCCAAAUUAUAUUUCCGUGAUACUAAAAUGCCUUUGUUCUGCAGUCAUUAUGUUUGUUUUGAGAGUGGUCAUGAUUUCUUUUGCCAUUUGGUUCUGAGAUCAAGAGUUUAUUCCCACAGUGUGAACUGAGUCACAGCCUAAAACUAUGUAGUCUUUUACAAAAACAUUUCUCUGAACUCUGUACGCUACAGUUUUUGAAAAUCUAAAAGAUAAUGGAAUGGCUUCACGACACAAAUCUGCAUGAUGAUUUGAAAAUACACCCCUAGCACCCAGCUCUAUUCCUCCCUCCUCCUGGUCCAGAUUGUCACCCUUUAAUGUCCAUACAUGAAUUUGUUCCCCAUGUUCUUCUCCUCUCCUCUCCUCCCUUCCCCUCUCCUUUCUUCUCCUUUCCUUUCCUCUCCUCUCCUCUCCCGUGCUCCAGGUCCGUUCCCUCGUCAGUGAUUUCUCCAUCAUCAUUUCUAUCCUGACAUUUUGUGGACUGGAUUGCUUGCUUGAUCUGGACACCCCCAAACUCAACGUACCCACUGAGCUGAAGGUUCCCAUCAAGCCGCUCUCAUCAUUUCUUCUUGGAUGCACUUCUUUGCUUUCACACAUUUCUAACCAAUCACAGAGGUUUUGUGUAGAUAUAUAAAUGUAGAUGAUUUCUGUUCUGAGUGAUCUUUUUCUGUUUCUCUGUGUUUCCACCUUUCUCUUGUGUCUCCUCUCUUUUCCACCCUACCACACACUCCUGUUUGUUGUCUGUUUGUGUGUGUGUGUGUGUGUACCAAUGGACGUGUAGCUGAGGAAGCUCAUCAGUGAUUUUGCCAUCUUCAUGUCAAUCAUGUGCUUUGUGGGUCUGGAUAUGUUGAUGGGGUUAGAAACACCCAAACUAAUAGUUCCCACUGAGUUCAAGGUAAAUCACUCCUCCCUUUAGUUUGUCUUUAAAUUGUCUUCUUUUAAUACAUGAAUCUGUGUAUCUGUGUUUUACUGUGUUUUUAAUAGUGGUGAAAAGUAGAUUUAUAACUAACAAAAUUCCACUUCAACUUCUUGGUGCUGGUUAUGCAACUACUAGUUUGUUGUUUUAACAGUUCAGUCUUUCACACACUGCAAACUAUUUGAGAAGGGAACUUACAUAAUGUCAGGUAUACUACAUGGAAUCAAAUCUCAGACUUGGUUACAGCUGGGAGCAUUUAGGCGCGUAGGAUAGGUUAAAACUGUCCCCCUAUCAAAACCAAUGCAAUCAAUCAAAGUACCUUUAGAGGUAAACGUGCACACUUUUCAGAUUCAGUUCAACGAUUCACUUAAAAAAAUACUAUUUACGCAUAAAUCAUCAUGAAUUUAAAUGAAAAGAGCAGCUUCCCAAUAUUACACUAAUAUUAGCCCUGAUAAAUCAAAACAUGACUCAUAUAUAUAUUUUUUUCUGUUACAGCUGCCUGUUAUUAAUCCAGUAUUGCAUCAAUACUCUUGGAUAUUAUCACUUCCUCCAUAAAUUUUACAACUUCACUCUGAUUUUGCUGGUCACACUUAUCCAAGUGAUUUUUUGGGGCUGAUGCCGAUACCGAUUAUUAGGGGGGAAAAAAAAUACAAUUACCAAUUAAUUGCCAGAUUUUUAAAGUUUUUUUAUGAAGUUAUAAAAAUAUAUAUAUAAAGUAGAUAUCUACAGUAUACUAUAUACUGUAUAUACUGUAUACUGAAGAUAUGCUGUAGGUUACUGCUCCUCACGCCGACAGGAAGACCGACUGAUCAAACUCAGACCAGAAAAGCAUUUUCAACUCCCCCCCCCCCCCCCCCCCAACUCACAUUACAGAUUCCUGGUCCGGUCUCAUCUAGAGACAUGCAGCUGCCUCAGUACGAGAAGUAGCUCGAUCGCGUAAUGUGUACUGUUGUUUAUUCUACCGUUACUGGCACGGCUAACAGUGUAGCAAGGCUAAUAGCAGGUGGCUAACUCUAACUUUAGCUUGCAUAUUACAUGGUGCUUCACCGUUAACUCAGCGUGACCGAGACCAGCACAGCGGGGAACAUUGUGAAGUGGGUUGAACUGAAACUUGUUGACUUAUUGUGUAUUUCACAAACUGGUUUAUUUACUGUUGAGGCAGACCACUCUCCUCCGUGCGUCCCUGAGCUGCCUGCUUCAGAUCUGUCACUCUGCUGUGCUGUGAGGUAGUUAGUGGAUGAAGAUUGUCAUGAGGUCCCUGCGCCAUCUACAGGAUAAGUCGGGGAACUUUUCAAAUGGCAGAACAUUUUCGAAGUGAAACCGAAUCUUAUUCUCCGCAUUUUAUUUCUGAAAAUAUCAGCGAAAAUCUAGGAGUUUUGGCCGAUUACCGAUUAGUCUCAAACAGGCUAAAAUUGGCUGAUUUAAUCGGCUCGCCGAUAAAUCGGUCAGGCCCUAAUAUAAACCUUCCUCAUCACUGCCUACAAGUGCAUUUCAGUUUAGCACCUUAAAUGUGAAGCAUUUGAUUUUAUGAGGAAUAUUUAAACUGUUAUCAUCCCACCUGUAUCACACAAUAAUUAAUGUAAUAUUUCGAUGUGUGUGUGUGUGUGUGUGUGUGUGUGUGUGUGUGUGUGUGUGUGUGUGUGUGUGUGUGUGUGUGUGUGUGUGUGUGUGAUCAGCCUACCCGUGCUGAUAGAGGCUGGCUGGUGAUGCCGUUUGGUAAGAACCCCUGGUGGUGGUAUCUGGCCAGCUCCAUCCCCGCUCUCCUGGUCACCAUCCUCAUCUUCAUGGACCAGCAGAUUAGCGCCGUCAUCGUCAACCGCAAGGAAAACAAGCUGAAGGUCAGAAAAUAGACAGGAAAUGAAGGAAACGAUGACAAAAACAGCCUUAGCUCAUUGUAGCGAAAAUGUUCAAGUCUCACGCCUCAAGCCCGGAUAUGAAAAUGUGUUGAAUGUUGAUAUAUAAACAGCUGCAAACAUGCCUGGCUCUGUUCUUGAAAUACCAGUCAUUAGGAAAAUUGAUGCUUAUGAAAUGACCUCCUUUGACCUCUUCAAGUCAGACAGAGAUGGAAACCCGCACAAACAACCGCCAGCAUAUCAAUACUUGUACUGACCGAACCACUCAUCCAUUGUGUUACAUUAGCAGGCAGAACAUCAUGCAUGACUGUGUUACUAUUUACAGCAAUUUUAUGGCUUCAUCCCGGUGUCUGUGACUCAGGAGAUAGAGCGAGGUGUCCCCAUACCAGAUGAUCGCUGCCUCAAUCAGUCUGUGUUGAAGUGUCCUUGAGGAAAGACACUAACCCCAAAUCGGUCCCCUGAGCAUAACUGUCAGCAUGUGAAUGUGUGAGAAUGAAAACCAUUAGAAAACCAUUAGAGAGGUAUAAAAUGAGAAAGACGUCAUUUAUUUACCAUUUAUUUCAAACGUGACAAUUCUGUAAACCAUCACUAUAGGCAUACAUUGAACAGUACCAAUAAAACAGAUAGAAAGAUACUUAUUUAGGCAAACUUUACCCAAACAGGUUUUACAAUUCAGGAUAAAAUUUAGAGUUAAAUAGGACGUACUGCACAUGGAAAAAAAAAAUAAAGAAAAAUUUGAAAACAUGACGAUGAGAUUUGUCCUACUGCCCUGUCCUUCUUAAAAACUCCCCUUCAUAUUCAUACACUGAGCCUCUGAAUAUAACUGGAAUAUACUUGGUCAAAAAAAAAAACUGAUGGUCUAACAGUCUCAGGGCUUUCACAUUUCCUGUCGUUGUGAUUGCAGAAAGGUUGUGGUUACCACUUGGACCUGUUCUGGGUCGGGGUCCUCAUGGCUGUGUGCUCCUUCAUGGGUCUGCCCUGGUAUGUAGCUGCUACCGUCAUCUCCAUUGCUCACAUCGACUCUCUGAAGAUGGAGAGUGAGUCCAGCGCCCCUGGAGAGCAGCCACAGUUCCUGGGUGUCAGGUAAGAGUGUAAUCCUGUGACAGCACAAGCAAAUCCUUUCCCACUGUCUGCCUCUAGACCAACACGAAUCCUUGUUUUUCAGGGAGCAGAGGCUGACAGGAACUCUGGUCUUUGUCCUGACAGGGCUUUCAGUUUUCCUUGCUCCAAUCCUCCAGGUAAAGCAUGAAGAUUAUUAGAAAAUGUUUGUUUUUAUUUUCACAUAAAAAAUGAUACAACUUUAACAACAUAUUAAAACUUCUGUUCCAUUUUACACAGUAUAUCCCCAUGCCAGUCCUGUAUGGAGUCUUCCUUUACAUGGGAGUGGCCUCACUGAGUGGCAUCCAGGUAGGGCAAAGCUGACUUCCAGAUAUCCAUGUUUUCCUUUUAAAUCCCAGAGAAGGGUCACAGGAAUACUCACUGCUGUUUAAGUUUUAAAAGUUCACACUUCUCUCUACUUUCUGUCUGUCUUGGUUUCAGUUCUGGGAGCGUAUCAAACUGUAUCUGAUGCCUCCCAAACACCAGCCAGACUUCUCCUUCCUGCGUCACGUUCCUCUGAGACGUGUCCAUCUCUUCACCCUGGUGCAAAUCCUCUGUUUAGCUGUGCUGUGGAUCCUGAAGUCCACCUUCCUGGCUAUCAUCUUUCCAGUGAUGGUGAGAGUAGCACAGUCAUUUAAGAUGCAGAAAAAGCUCUGACUCUAGCAGCUGGGAAUGCAAUGGUCCUGGUGUCUAAAUGGACAGAAAACAGUCUUUAACCAAAGGUGGUUCAGCUGCAAAGCAGUAAAAACUUGACCCUGGCUUUUACAAAUAUGGUCAGUGCAGUUUAGUGCAGAAUAACUCACCUUUUAAAAACAUAUUAACUUCUCGAUGUGGGGUCUGACUUUGUUCAUAACCACACAAAACUCAAUGCUGACAGUCUUCGACUGAAAGAUGAAAUAUCUGCACUAAUUUUGACACAAACACUUAGGCGUUCCGGGAUGAUACAUUUCUGCCAUCCUCUACACUGACUUUGUCAUACAAAGAAAAACCUUUCAGAGCGCCCCUUUCUUCGUGUUCUGUCUUUGUAGUGUAAACUGAGCAUGAUAUUUGUCAAGUUCUCUAUGGUUUCCAUGCAAUCCCCACUUGAAAGGGAUGAGUCAUCUCCUCAGAGGUGUAGGAAGUGAAUUCACUCAAUGAACAAGCGGCUUUUCCUUCUUUGCAUCUUUUAUGUCCAGGUGCAAUUCUUAGGUGCAGUUUGCCAUUUGACAUAAGGUGAAAAACCUUUCAAAAAAAAAGAAAAAAGAAACACAUUUAAAUUCUCUACAAAAAUCACAAAUCAUAUACGAUCACAAGUUACUGCAAUAGAAAAUAAGCGUAGCAAAUAUCAGAAAAAAAAACCCAAUAAAUUUGUGAAACUCAACCCACUUACAAUUGAUUGCAAAUUAAGCUUUAACAUAAUACCAGGUAAGUAUGAAUCAGGUAAGUAUUAAUUUCACCACUUUCUAUAUAUGUAUUGUUGUUUUAUAUUUAUAUAUUAUAUUAUAUGUCUUCUUUAAUUAUUAAUUAAUUAAUUCAGAAUUUGCUGCUAAAGUUGUAAUAAUUGUUAACCUUAAAUGUAUUUAACAUGAAUUGUAUUUACCAUGAAUUUUACUGAUUUAACAAGACACAUUAAUUACUUUUUAACCUUAACCACAAUACACACAAAUCAAUUUUCAGUUUUAAUUGCAACAGUAAAAUUACACAAUAUUAUAACCCAGACAUGUUUGAAUUAUGAAAGUGUUAAUGAUUAUACUGUCUCUUAAUUGCCCUCAACAUUCAAUAAAAUUCAAUUAGCUUUCAAUUCAUAAUGAUUAAACACAUUUCCAAACCAAAGUGAAAUAUUUAAACUUACUUAAUACAUAAGCAACAACGUAAGCUAACUAUUUACGCCUAUUACAAUUGUAACCACAUUAAAUCAAUUCAGCAGUACAGCAAAACAGCAAUCAGCACACGUGGGCAUUAAACAGUUAACAAGCCAUGCACUACUUGCCGUGGCUAAGCUAUCGAUGGCUAUCUUCAACAGUUCGGCGUCUUACCGGCUGCCUCUCUGGUGUUUGUAGGUGCUCUGAUCUGCAUGGGCGAGUUGCAAACAAUGAUGGCACAGUGUCUCUGUCUGCCGCUGCCUUUCCGAUGUUUGUAGGCGCUCUUGUCCACAUGGGCGAGUUGCAAACAAUGGUUGAACAGUCUUUGUUUGCCGCUAUCUGCUUGGUGCUGCUGUCUGCUUGAUUGCUUCACCUGUGCUCAUGUGCGCCACCUAUUCCAGUCCGGCAGAUAUUGAUCUCACAGAGGUUCCUCCUCCCGUUUUUGUGAAGCUGCAUCAUUUCUUUGCUGACGCAUCUAAACCUCAAGUUUGACUUGACACCUCCCACUCGAUCUUCCUAUGGAAACACUGGGGAGAUCGCCGGCUUUAGAGGCAAACUUGUUGGUCGACAGGAUUGAUUGCUGACAUUUAGAACUGUUCCUCUGCAGGUAGUAAGACGAUGGGUCACCUGACGUCCCUGUGAAGGAUGAUGGCUUGGAUUUUCUCCCUUUCCUUUGGAUGAGUGGUUUUCCUUUUCAGAGCUCUUGUCAAGGGAACGCAGUAGCUUGGGAAGACUCUGACGUUGACGACCCUCACUUCUCCACAGCUUGAAUCAGCUCCACUAUCUUCCGCGGCUGAGUACUCCUGACAGCUGGCAUUUUUUUUUACUCUUUUACAAUUUCAAUGGCGAUGGAGGUUUGGUUGCCAUAGCGAUUACCCAGAACACGGAAGAUGUCAUCAGCAGUGUUGUAAGUGGUGAGGUGCAGAUCUCUUGUGAUUUUAUCAUCAAUGCUGUCCAGCAGCUGAAUCUUCUUCACCUCUUUCGAGCCGGUUGGCUCCCCCUGCUUUUGAAGUGCUUCCCAGUCUUUCCUCCAUCUGUAACAGUCACGUUUGUCCCCAGUAAACUUGGGGAGGGCUGUUGGUUUUAACUUAAUGGAUGGGGUUGAAUUACUUGAAUUAAUCAGUGACUGCGUUUGUUUUUCAGCAUCAUCCUUUAUCCUUGCCUGUAUGACAUCAGCCUUUCUAGACACCAAUAUGGGGAUGCAGAGCUCAAGCUCUUUUAGAUGACAUUGAAAUUCAUGCUGUGCAUCUGGAGGGACAAACAGCUGCCACCACCUGUACGCUUCCUUUGUAGUUUUUGCCAGCCCUUUCAGGUGGUUGAGCUUGAAUUCAAAUGCCUCCUGGCUAAUGUCUGGCUGAACAGCAUUAACACACUCACACUCCUCUUCUGCUGCCUGGACUGCGAUAGACAUCUCAAUCCUUCCAAAGUUGGCCCACAGAAUUUCCUGGAUUGGGCUUUUUGUCUCUUUUAGCUUCAGCUCACACUCUUUUGCAGUUUUUUCCAGAUCGGCUUUUUGCUGAUUGGUUAACACGGCUUCUCCAUCUGCGUCCAGCUCCGCCCCCAGCUCUGCAAUAAGUCCAGCCUCCAUAUCAUCAUUUGCCUCCAUGACUUUUCCAGCCUCAAUUGUGAGUUUACUGAAGCUGUGCCUAAGCUCCUCUUCAGACAUGUCAGCAUAUGCUCUUGUUAUACUGUUGACCAGGCGAGAAAACAUUCUCUUGGCUGUUGUCCUCUCCACUUUAAGUUGCUCCACAGUUUUUCCACUCACUUGGUCCACCAUGUCUCCACCUGCUGGUUGUUCACAGAAGUCCAACUCUUUUUGAUGCCUCAAUGUCUUUCUUGGUGAUGCCUUUUUCCAAGCUGAUUGUUUGCUUGUUUUUUCCGCCAGGACUCCAGUUUUUUCCUCUAGCUGAUCCAGCUGAUGCUCCCGGAUUUCUGCUCUCCUGGCUGUCCCAUUUCCUGGUCUCCCGGUUUUUCACUGUCAAGUUCUCUAUGGUUUCCAUGCAAUCCCCACUUGAAAGGGAUGAGUCAUCUACUCAGAGGUGUAGGAAGUGGAUUCACUUCUCUUUUGCAUCUUUUAUUUUCAGGUGCAAUUUUUAGGUGCAGUUUGCCAUUUGACAUUAGGUGAAAAACCUUUCAAAAGAAAAAAGAAACACAUUUGAUUACAAUUACAUCCUAAGAUGCUUCUCCUUCAUUCACUUUUGGUGAAUGUAGCCUUGGCCAGGAAGAGUUGAUGUCAUCAGGCGGUAUCCAAUGAUCACUGGGUGUUUCAACCCUGAACCGCAACACCCUCAACAUUGGUGGGUCAGCAGUGAUUGGCCAAAUCACUGCCCAUCAACUCCCCCUGGCUUCCAGCUAAGCUCCUCUCUCCUGCUCCAUAACCAGCAAGAGGCUCUUUCUGCUGCCUCCCCCAUCCUGCGAGCUGCUGUCUUUCUCUCCCUCCCCGUCACCCCAAUGGCUGUGAGCAUCCUCCAAACUGACUGGGCGGGGAAUCCUCUACAGCCGACCUCGACUGGGAACAGCCAUGCCUGCCAUCCUUUCCCCCUGCAAUCAUGUAAGAGAUCUUGGUAUUUGGCGCUCUUUCUUUCAAACGCUUGCUCACAACCCUCUUCCCAUGGGACUGUUAGUUCAAUGAGGAUGAUCUUCUUUGCCUCUUCAGACCACAGUACCGCGUCUGGCCUUAGGGUUGUCUGGACAACCUGGGGGAAUUUCAGUCUUCCCCCAGGUCUACCUUCAUUUCCCAUGAUUGGGCUUUUUGCAGCAGAUUGGUUCUUGUUGUUGCUGUGGUUGGUGGCUUUUGACCCUCUCUUACAAAUUUGAUCGAUGGUAUUGCUCUCCCAUGUGGUUGGCAUUUCUUGCGUCUCUCUUGCUCGAGGGUGUUAGCGAGUGUCAUGAGCACCUUAUCAUGGCGCCACCUGUAUCGUCCUUGGGCGAGUGCUGUUUUACACCCUGAUAGGAUGUGUGCCAUGGUUCCCCUCUCCCCGCAGAGCUUGCACAAAGGGUCUUCUCUCAGGCCCCACCUGUGCAAGUUUGUUGGAGUCGGGAGUGUGUCAUACACCGACCUGAGCAUAAAGGAGAUGCGGAAAGGCUCCAAUCUCCAUAGAUCUCCCCACGUGAUCUUUCUCUUGGGUAGGUCCCAUUUGGUCCAUGCUCCCUGGGACGCUAGCUCCACUGCCCUUGCCCUCGUCCUUCCUCCUCCAAGUUCCGUACUUCCUCCUGGAUCAUGGCUCUUUUGUCCUUGGAUCCUGCCUUCCCCCAUUGCUGGGUAUGGAAAGUUCCAAGACCUUGUCUUCCUGUGCAUGGUGUUCCGAUGAUGUCACGUAGCUUCAGCAUGCUUUCGGCUUGUGCCACAGAUGAGUCAGCUGCCCACUUGCGUCCUGAUCUUGUGAGGAUGCCUGCCUGCCUGACUUGUUCAUCCUGGGAGUCUCUGAAUGUCAUUAUGACUCUGCACUUUGCUACCUUAAAUUCCUACACCACGGAUGACAGAGGAAGUUGGAGCUGCCCUGAUCUUAUGUAGAGGCCUACUGAAGUGAAGCUUGGAGGGAUUCCCAGCCACCUUCUGAGGUACUUUUUGAUCUUCCUCUCCGCUCCUUCAACCCUUGUCAUGGGAACUUCAUACACUGUCAACAGCCACAUGAGUCUUGGCAGUAGUCCAUGUUGGUAAAGCCAUGCUUUGAACUUCCCCGGGAGCCCUGAUUUUUCGAUCCUCCUCAGCCAUUCCUCUGUCUGCUUUUCUGUACUGCUGAUGUUGUUCCUGUCCGUAAGUGAGUCGUCGAACCACUUCCCGAGACAUUUGAUUGGAUUUUCCUUUAUCGAUGGAAUCACUUCCCCUUGCACAUGCAGUGUGGCCCUGUUAGUCAGUUUACCUUUCCUGAUCACCAUACACCUGGAUUUCUUUGGCUUAAACUUCAUUCUGGCCCACGUUGCCAUGUGGUCCAGAACUGUUAGCACCCACCUCGCCUCCACAUGGGUUGUGGUUGUCACAGUAAGGUCGUCCAUGUAACCUCUUAUUGGGGGUUGUCGGAUGCCCAAUUGCAUUUUUGGGCCUCGAGCUUCCUUCCCAGCAGCUGUUAUGAGGAGGUUCAUUCCCAUGAUGAAGAGGAUGGGGGAGAUUGUACAGCCAGUUACGAUCCCUUUUUCCAGGUUUUGCCACUGGGUGGUAAAGUGGGGUGUCUUGAAUUGUAGCUGGAUUCCGCCAAAGUAGUUGAUGAUCAUUCCCUUGAUGUGCUGAGGGAUGAGGUAAUGGUCUAACGCUGCAUGGAUGAGGGCGUGAGGGAUUGAUCCAUAGGCAUUAGCCAAGUCCAGCCAAACGACAGUCAGGUUGUCAUUGUUGGCCUUGGCCUCCCGGAUCAUCUGACUGAGAACUCCGGUGUGUUCCAAGCAUCCAGAGAAGCCUGGGAUUCCACCUUUCUGGAUAGCGGUGUCGAUGUAUCCAUUCUCAGUCAUGUAUGAGGUCAUCCUCUUGGCCAGUACAGAGACGAAGAUCUUGCAUUCUACGCUUAACAGUGAGAUUGUUCUGAAUUGGUCUAUGGUUGAGGAGUUCUCUUCUUUUGGCACAAAACAGCCUUCUGCCUUUUUCCAACAGGAUGGAAUGGUGCCCUUCUUCCAGAUCCUCUGGAACAGCUUCCAUAGCCUCCGGAGGAGCAUUGGACACUUCUUAUACACCUUAUAAGGUAUGCCGCUUGGGCCGGGGGCAGAACCUGUUCUGGCCUUCUUCACCACCUCUUGGACUUCCUUCCAGGAUGGUUCGCUGAUGUUGAGCUCUCUUUCAGGUGGAGCAAUGCUGUCGAUCUUUGGGUUGGCAUCCAGGGCCUGAUUUCUGGAGAUGUCAUUGUGGGUCUCUCUCAGGAACGCCUCCACAUCUUCUCUGGGGCUGGUCAGUCUUCCAGAUUUUGCUUCACCCAGCAGUGUUCUGGUGAAUCGGAAGGGGUCUUUGGUGAACUGAGAUCUUUUGUUCUCCCUAUCCUUCCUCCUUUUCCGAGUGCUUUCUGCUCUUCGGAGUCUGCAGAGACGUUCUCGGAGUUGACUCGUCAGGUCCUUGAUGCCUUCCCUUUCAUCAACUGGGGAUCUUUUGAACUGCUUGUUGAGUGUCUUGAUUUCUUCCCUUAGGCGAUGGAUUUCCCUUUCUCUUCUGCUUGGUUGGUGUGCAGCCUUGAUGUUCACCUUCUUGUCCUCCAAUCCAAACCGCUCCUUUGCCAGAUUGUAGGUUAUUGUUGUGAGAGUAAUGACUUUCUGCUCAGCUGUCCCUGCUAGUGUGGCUUCUAGCACUUAAAUUAUGUACAAAAAUCACAAAUCAUAUUCUCUCACAAGUUACUGCAAUAGAAAAUAAGCAUAGCAAAUAUCAGAAAAAAAAAACAAUAAAUUUGUGAAUGUCAACCCACUCCCAAUUGAUUGCAAAUUAAGCUUUAACAUAAUACCAGGUAAGUAUGAAUCAGGUAGGUAUGAACCAGGUAAGUAUGAAUCAGGUAGGUAUAAACCAGGUAAGUAUGAAUCAGGUAAGUAUUAAUUUCACCACUUUAUUAAGUAUCACAGCAUAUUUACUCGAUCAAACAUUGCGGAAAUGUGCGUCACAACAGCCAAUUAGAGUCAAGCUUUUCCUGCUCACUUCUGUAAGUUGCCAGAGAAGUAAACAGAAUGACAGAACAUGGAGCUAAAUGUUGAGGGCAGCAAAAUAGAUGUCAGCCAUGACUUUGAGUAAUCCUCCAAAGAUGUUAUUGUUGAGAGGUUAUUCCAGGUCGGUUGUGUGGUGGUGGUUCGAGUAUCUCCAAAGUGACGUCGAGCAAUUAAGCCGAUGCGUAAGGUAUGUCGGCGGUCUGUGCCCUCAAAAACUGGGAACACAACAGAUCUGUUAAAUCAUUUGAAGAAGUUCUUCCCAAGUGAUUAUGAGGAAAACAUGAAAAUGUGGGGGGAGUCUGUACAGCCUGUCACUGCUGACAGCACAAGUAGCAUUAGCAGUUUAGCCACAACUAGCGGUGCAGCCACCAGACCAAAGCAGCGAUCAAUUGUAUCAUCUACGUUUACAUCAUCUAAUGUUUACAUUUUAAGGCAUCUUCAUUAUCCCUGAGGGGGCAAUUUGUUUAUUUUGGGUCUUGCAUACCUGCAAAAUCACUCAGGACUGUAAACUAGUUCACUGUAUUAUGUAGUAUUCAUCUACUUUUGUUGUACUGUUGAGUUAAAAUGUUUUUUUAUAUUUUUCUAAGUUAAUCUUAUUCUUUAUUUACUUUAUUUGUAUGUUGAGAAAAUGUUGAACUAAUCUCUAGUUUCUUUAGUUUUCAGUACAGAUACUUUAAAACUGGCAGUUAAAAAAAAUAGUGAUAACAAUGGAGAUCGGACGAUAUGACAAAAUAUAUUGUGAUCUUUUUUUUUGCCAAAUCGCCCAGGCCUAAAUUAAAGAAUAACAAACUUAGAGUUAAAAAGACAUGUACAUGAGUAUUAUUUACAAAGCCCAAUUCCAUUGAAGUUGGGAAAUUGUGAUAAACGUAAAUAAAAACAGAAUACAAUGAUUUGCAAAUCCUUUUCAACCUGUAUUCACUUGAAUACACUGCAAAGAUAAGAUAUUUAAUGUUCAAACUCAUAAGCUUAAUUUUUUUUUUUAAAUAAUCAUUAACUUUAGAAUUACAUGGCUGCAACACGUGGCAAAGAAGUUGGUAAAGGUGUCAAAAAAUCUUGAGAAAUUUGAGGAAUACUCAUCAAACACCUAAUCAGAACAUCCCACAGGUGAGCAGGCUAAUUGGGAACAGGUGGGUGCCAUGAUUGGGUAUAAAAGCAGCUUUCCCAAAAAUUCUCAGUCAUUCACAAGCCAGGAUGGGGCGAGGUUCACCACUUUGUGAACAACUGUGUGAGCAAAUAGUCGAACAGUUCAAGAACGUUUCUCAAAGUACAAUUGCAAGGAAUUUAGGGAUUUCAUCUACGGUCCAUAAUAUCAUCAAAAGGUUCAGAGAAUCUGGAGAAAUCACUGCAUGUAAGUGGCACGGCCAGAAACCAACAUUGAAUGCCCAUGACCUUCGAUCCCUCAGGCGGCACUGUAUCAAAAACCGACAUCAAUGUGUAAAGGAUAUCACCACAUGGGCUCAGGAACACUUCAGAAAAUUACUGUCAGUAAAUACAGUUUGUCGCUACAUCUGUAAGUGCAAGUUUAAACUCUACUAUGCAAAGCGAAAGCUUUGUCAACAAUACCAAUACCAACAAUACCCAGAAACGCUGUCGGCUUCUCUCUGGGCCUGAGCUCAUCUAAGAUGGACUAAUGCGAAGUGGAAAAGUGUUCUGUGGUCUGACGAGUCCACAUUUCAGAUUGUUUUUGGAAAUAGUGGACGUUGAGUGCUCCAGGCCAAAGAGGAAAAGAAUUAUCCGGACUGUUAUCGACGCAAAGUUCAAAAGUUAGCAUCUGUGAUGGUAUGGGGGUGCAUUAGUGCCCAAGACAUGGGUAACUUACACAUCUGUGAAGGCAACAUUAAUGCUGAAAGGUACAUACAGGUUUUGGAGCAACAUAUGCUGCCAUCCAAGCAAUGUCUUUUUCAUGGACGCCCCUGCUUAUUUCAGCAAGGCAAUGCCAAGCCACAUUAUGCACGCGUUACAACAGCGUGGCUUUGUCGUAAAAGAGUGCGGGUACUCGACUGGCCUGCCUGCAGUCCAGACCUGUCUCCCAUUGAAAAUGUGUGGUGCAUUAUGAAGCGCAAAAUACGACAACGGAGACCCCGGACUGUUGAACAACUGAAGCUAUACAGCAAGCAAAAAUGGGAAAGAAUUCCACCUUCAAAGCUUCAACAAUUAGUCUCCUCAGUUCCCAAACAUUUAUUGAGUGUUGUUAAAAGGAAAGGUGAUGUAACACAGUGGUAAACAUGCCCCUGUCCCAACUACUUUGUCACGUGUUGCAGCCAUGACAUUCUGAGUUAAUUAUUAUUUGCAAAAAAAAAAUAAAGUUUAUAAGUUUGAACAUUAAACAUAUUGUCUUUGUAGUGUAUUCAAUUGAAUAUAGUUUGAAAUGGAUUUGCAAAUCAUUGUAUUCCGUUUUUAUGUACGUUUAUCACAAUUUCCCAACUUCAAUGGAAUUGGGUUUUGUACUAUACUAUAUUUCAUGUCCAUGCUUUCCCCACAUUGUACUUUCGGGUUCCAUGUAAACAUGUGGAAAGACAGGGAGCUCUCUGCACAGAGCCACAUUGCUGAUUAUUUCCUGGUACAUGUAAAUAAAUAACUUUCUUACUUCGAUGUUAUACUGGAAUCGAGCCUUGGGUUUUGCAGUGAUCUGGUGUACUUUGUGUGAAGCUGGUCUGGACCUGUGCUUAAUAGAACAUCUACAACACGUGAAGUGACUGAUGUGGUGGUUCCUGAUAUCUCUCAGCAUGUUGAAAGUCUGCUGUCCCUCUUGCUGUGUCCAGAUUCUUGGUCUGAUGGUUGUGCGAAAGCUUCUGGAUCUGAUGUUCUCACAACACGACCUAGCCUGGCUGGACGACAUCCUGCCAGACAAAGACAAGAAGAAAAAGGAAGAUGACAAGAAGAAAAAGAAGGAGAAGAAGGGGGCAGAGCCAGAGAGCGAUGAGGAGGUGGGGAAAGUAUGAGAUUACGCAGUACAUGGGUACACAAGAAUACCAGUCUGCCUCUGUGAUCUCCUCAUUUGGCGAGCGAGACUCUUUUCUGUAUUUUUAUUGUGCAUUCAUUUGUGUGUCACUCCAUCUGUUGUUGGGUGUCAUUCCUUGGUUUGUGUUUCUGACUAAUACUGUCUGUUUCUCCUCUCUGUCCCACAGUGUUGCUGAAAAGGCACUGUAUAACACUUACUACAGUCUUUAUAUGUGUCUCCUCCUCUUCUAAAAAGACUGGUCUCUCCCUCUAUGUGCACUGAAGUACUGGUGUUUGCAUGUUAGACAAUACUGUUGUCCAUUCAGGUUUCUUUUUGAAGGAUAAGACUACAGCUGUUCUUUUUUGUCAAAAAUCUCAUUAUGUUUAGAGGUCUGGUUUUCAGGUCAAUUCAGCUGCUGUGUUCACUCGUAUAAAAAUCACUAUUUGUAAAAAAGCUACAAACCUUUAAGAAAAGUACAUCAAACUCUUGAAAUGCAAUUAAAGAUUUGAGAAGGUUGGAUGACAACAAUGAUUACAGUGAGUCAGAAAAGCCACAACGUCAAAGUUGUUUGAGGAAAGGACUUAAAAGAGAACUCUGACUUGGCUCAGAGUCCACGUCUCCCCCAUCACUCAGUGGGGUGAAAAUUUCCCUGGACCUAAUCCUGUUCAACUUGACUGUUAGGUGGAUCGUCACAGUGUGCAGGGCUUGACACUAACCUUUUUCACAAGGAGCACAUGUGCUCCUAAAUUGAAAAAGUUAGGAGCACACGAAGAACUUUAGGGGCACAAUGAAAAUUGAUCAAACAAUGUGUCUUAUUGGUCCAGAUGAGUACUAUUUUUAAAAUCAAUUUUAAGUAAAUUGGUCACAUGACAUGGAAGCUAUUGAAGGAAAACAGCCUUUUUUUGAGAACAUCAACCGGUAAUUUAUUGAUGGUCCCUCAUUCAACACCCAACGUUGACAGAGUAGAUUUACCCGCGCUGCUGUUGUUAUUCCCGGUUAUGGGGAGUGAGAAGACACUGGUAGAUCCUCGGUGAAUGUCUGUCGAAUAUCCAACCUAAUGGUGGUAUUCACCGCGGUAUUUACAUGAAAAAAUAUUUGUUGCCUCCGCUGAUUCUUUUUAUGCCCACAUUUGCCCCUAAAUACAUUUUAUAAUUCGCACACAUCUUUUUUUAGUCACAAAUGCGAGUGAAACGGUCAUACCGUCGAGCCCUGGUGUGCACUGACUAUGUAGUCCCUCACACAUAUUAAGCUGAGGCUGACUGUUCAUCCUCCUUUCACCAUCAGGGAAUCAACUUUUUCCUCUUCCUUAAACAGAGGUUCUAGUUCUGCUGCAUUUUAUCCUCUUCUUUUAGAACCAUAGACCUAUGGACAACUUGGUUCCGCCUACCGCCUGUAUACGGAUUUGAAGCCAAAUAGCUCUCUGUAUUUCCGGGAUUUGUCUUCGUUUCCUGAAACCAGCGCUGCACAGCAGCAAUGCACGCAACAGCGUAUCCCCGGAUGGGCUACGCAAUCCCUGAACGGCCAUAGGCCGUAUCAGGUGCUAAUCAAAGAAAACAUGAACCCCCUGAUAACUUUUAAAAACGGAGCUUCACAGAAAAAAGAGGACUUGAGCACAAACCAGUCUGACAGUAACUACAUGUCAACAUCACAAGCAGGGGGGAGAAAAAUUUAUGUUCUGUGUAAUAAAUUUCUAAAGUUUGGCCACAGCUCCAUAAACUUAGCUGGCGGAGGCGGGAUUUAUGAUCUAUUCUGCAGCCUAUCGACAGAGGGUGCUGUUCUCAGAGUGGCUUCACCCAGCAAAGAGGCAGACUCUGUCCAUUCUUUAUACAGUCUGUGUUUAGAACCUGUUGAUUUAACUCACCCUGACAGAUCCUCCUGUUUGCUCUCUGCUGUGGUGUCAAACAGGAAAACGUGACAUGAUAUCUGUCAGAUUACUGCUUGUGAGACCUGUCAAAGGUUGGUAAAUACAGGCUAACUAAAACCCCAGUCUGGACUAGUGAUCGGGAUUAUAGACGGCUAAACUAGCAUGCUAACUGCUAGAAUGCUAUCCAACUACAGCUAUGAUCAGAGAGGGGAACCAGAACCCACAGAUGACAAAAACACUCAACAUUUCUAGUCUUACUCUUUAAAAUACAAAAACCCUUGCUUGUUCUGCAUGCAGACGACUUCCUGCUUGUUUUUUUGUUUCCCUCAGCCUUUCAGCUCCCCCCCCCCUCCAGUGGAGAUCUCCAUGGAGGCCAUAGAGCCCCAAACAGAGCCAGUUCCAGACAAUGCUCGCCCACCUACCCCAAACCAACCCUCUGAUUGUGAGUACACCAACACCGACCCCUCCUGCAUCUCUUGUUGUGUCCGUUAGUCUUUUUGGUAUUUAAUGUUGUUCACUAAAUCUAAGGGAUGGAGUGUUAAUAGAGAUUUUUGGUAGAUGCUGCCUGUUGACCAAUGGCCUGCUAGGACCUGCAAAUUCCUCAGAUGAUUUAUCACAACAAAUCUGACAUGCUGUAAAAACUGAGUGUUACAGACACCAUCAAAGUAGAGUCAAUGGCUGAGCUGUUGUUGUGAUUUACUUUUUUUUAGUUUUCAGCACCCUUGUCUUGCUGCUGCUGUCAUCAUCCUAUGUCAUUUAAUAUGCUAGUUUAACCACAAACAGUCUACACACAACUUUCUCUUCAUUUUCUCGAUGAAAAUACUGACAAAUGGCACCAAAAUACUAGGGCCCGACCGAUUUAUCUGCGAGCCGAUUAAAUAGGCCAAUUUUAGCCCGUUUGAGACUAAUCAGCAAUCGGCCAAAACUUGCUGAUUUUCACCGAUAUUUUCAGAAAUAAAAUGCGGAGACUAAGAUUCGGUUUCACUUUGAAAAUCUUCUGCCAUUUGAAAAGUUCCCCGACUUAUCCUGUAGGUGGCAUAGCGACCUCAUGACAAUCUUCAUCCACUAACUACCUCACAGUACAGCAGAGUGACGGAUCUGAAGCAGGCAGCUCAGGGACGCACAGAGGAGAGUGGUCCGCCUCAACGGUAAAUAAACCAGUAUGUGAAGUACACAAUAAGUCAACAAGUUUCAGUUCAACCCACUUCACGAUGUUCCCCGCUGUGCUGGUCUCGGUCACGCUGAGUUAACGGUGAAGCACCAUGUAAUAUGCAAGCUAAAGUUAGAGUUAGCCACCUGCUAUUAGCCUUGCUACACUGUUAGCCAUGCCAAUAACGGUAGAAUAAACAACAGUACACAUUACGUGAUCGAGCUACUUCUCUUAUUGAGGCAGCUGCAUGUCUCCAGAUGAGACCUGACCAGUUCUAAAAGUUAUUUUUAUAACUUUUAUAACUAAUAUAUAUUUUUUAUAACUUCAUAAAAAAUUUUGAAAAUUGGCCGAUUAAAUUGGUAAUCAGAUUUUUCCAUAUUGGUCGGGCCCUACACAAUACAACAUAACAUGUGACACCUGAGCUUGUUUACAUCCAGCUAAAGGAGCAGUUUGGCAUAAUUGCUGUAACUUCACUGAUAAAACUGCAGUUAUAAUUCAUGUCACUGACUGAUCCAGAGGAUGCCCUAUGUGGAUGUCUAUUAUUAUCUACCAUAAUAAACAAAAUAAGGGUUUAAAACCAGAUUAAGACCACAAAUGCAAUGAAAGUUGUUCCCUAAAGAGAGAAGCAAGUUUUUUUUUAUGGAUCCAUGUUCAAAUCAUUAUCUUUUUGCUGUAACUGGAGUUGAAAUUGCUCCCCCACCCUUCCUUUUGGUGGUUUUCACGUCAACAAAUGGCCACCGGGUGCUAUAAACAUCUACACAUCUAAAACAAAUCUUGUACUGUGGUUAUAUUCGUAGUCAAAGAUGAAAAAAGAACCAUGAAUUUGACACAGGGAAUGUGUGCAUACGUGCAGGCAGACUGAAGUCAACACAGCUCUUCAUGCUUUUUAUUUACUGCACAAUAAUCCUGUCUGUAAACAUAUAGAACACAUUCACAGUUAACUCUGCAGGUCAGUGGUUCAGAACUGCCUCUGAAGAUAGACUGGUUGUGAUCAUUACACUUCUGUACACAUCAUGAAACAGAUUCUGUUUUUUUUAUAGAUUUGUUCAACUCUACCAUUUCUGUGUCUCUGUCUUUGUAUCUGUGUUGAACUGUGCAUGCAUGUUUAUGCAUGGGUAUGCUGUUUGUUUGGUUUGGUGUGUGCAUAUGUUCUUGUCCUGUGUCUGCGUUCUGGGUGUUUUUCUUACAGGAGACCAACCCAUACUCGACAGUCACGUCUGAUCAAAACGAAUUAGACCGCAGGUACUGUGUGCUGAAACUGCACGUGCCCUUCAGGGAUCUGAUUAACCCACCUGACCCAUACACUGGCUGAAACAACAAACCUGACACCAUCAGACAACCCAAAUCUUCAUUUAUGACCUACAAAUACAGCUGCUGCAUCAUUUCGAUCUCUUUUUGGAAGAUGAUUUCAGGUGUUUUUGUUUUCACAGUGCAGGCAUGUUCAAAUAUGAUAGGGGUUAUCACAGCGAGGAUUGUGCACAAUGCAGUGAAUGUUUAAUGAGUAGAAGUCGCACACACUCUCAGUCAGGGGUUUUCAAAGUUGACACUGUGCCCGCACCACACUACACCCCCUUCCUCAUAACUCUACUUUUUACCCUCAUGAAACUAUGGAGAGAAAUAAACAGGACUCAUAUUACAAUGGAUAAUGCUUUGGGCUUUGACUUGAGCCCAGAUUUUUAAGCCUUUAUUUGUUUAAUUUAAUACAGCAUCAAUUUCAGCAUGCCAAAUUAGCUGUUAGCAGUCCCUGACUCCAGUGAAACCCUGGGUAUACAGACUGCUAAUAAUUUUGAUACUAAAGCAAACCAACAAACGUAAUUAUUCUCAGACAAAAUCCAAAGUUAGGGUACGAUUUCCCCCCCUGACUUCUGAACAGAUUUUUGGGCAUUUCUGGAUGGUGGAUGUAUGAGUAACUGUGUUCCCAGAAGUGAAAGUUGCACAUUUUGAAAGCCCAGAAGCUGUUUAAUUGCCUGAGCUCAGAUUUCACUGAAUUGUGAUGGAUAGCAGUGACAUUUUUUAAGGUUUAUUUUAAGUACUUUUUUUUCUUCGGUGAGCAGUGAGUCAGAAGUAAAGCUGCUGCCGUUGACCUCAUUUCUAAGUAAGAAAAACUUUGGAAAAACUAACAACACCGUCUUCCUGGAUUUCAGAAAAGCUGUAUGAAACUGUCCCACCAACGCCCCCCUGAAACCUCCAGUAAGGCACCUCACAACUUGAAAACCCCUGCUCUGGAUCUGUACUCUGAUUCAGCCCCACUUGCGGUAGUCUUCAGAUGUAAAUACUCUAAACACUGUAGAUCCUGGCAUAUCUAGACAGAUUAUUAUUUUAAUUUUCCUCUGUUGCAAAAUGUGUUACAUUAUGUAAGUGAGCUGCCAGUGAAAUCGUGUCUCUGCCAAAACAAUAAAUCAGGCAUUAGAUCCAACAUUUGAUUAAAACUGUGCAAAUUUGCAAAUUUGAAUUUUGGACCUUUUGUCAGUGAUUUGGAUAUUUAUGACAACUGUUUGGUAGCGUUAGCUGAGAGAGGAUAAAAUGGUGAAUGUAGCCUAUGGGAAUCAUGAGAUUGAUUUAUUUGAUGUCUUUAUCCAAACACCUUUUGUAAAUAUUUAUUUUGUGAGUUGAUGGGGUUGAAAGCUUGUUAAUAUUUCUUUUCAGGGAGUUCUCACUAAGAUAGCUGGAAUGUCAUCCUUCUCUGCAAAGCUGAUUAUUUUUUGGUUUUCCUGAGUUGAAGCAGCAGAGAUGUCAGAGAUUUGUAGAGCUGUCUUACAUGUUUUUAAUUUAUGCAUCUUCUUCAUGACUGGUAGUGUAAAUACUGUAAUUUUUACUCCACUACAUACAUCUGACAGCUUUAAUUUCUUUACAGAUUAAGAUUAUUUGUACAAAAUACAACCACUUAUGUGUUAUCCUAGUCAUAUAAAAAGUAAUUUAAUUAUAAGUGUAUAACCAAGUUGAUGUAUACAUUUUUGCAUCAAUGACUAUAAUAUUAAUGAGUACUCUGAGUACUUCAUGUGUUUGAUGCAGAAUCACUCUUUUUACUCUCUGUUUAAGAUAGGAGGUGCAGCUGAAUGAUUUUCACAUGUAAACUAGAUCAUCUCCAAGUCCUGUUUUUCAUUUCAUCAUGGGUACUCUGUAAUAUGCUCCUCUUUGAGAAUUUGCUGUUGUUUUACUGCAGGGGCUGUUGUAGAUGGUUGUUGUACGGAAAGUGAUUUUUGGUGUAAAAACCUUCAACUACUUUUCAACUGUGAGGCAUGCAGUGGUGAAUUUAUAUUUAGCAAUAAAGGAAAAAGAAAAUAACAGCUCAUAAAUCAGAUUGGCCUUGAUAUACUAAUAUAUACAUUUAAAAAUUUCUAAAACGGUGUAUAAAACACCCUUACUGUUUGCUCAUUAGUCUGUACAAAUAUGUGACCCUAGGAAUUGGCUAUGAUAGGAUUUUGGUUGUUUCUUUUGAAUAACAGCAGCUGUUUCCUUCUCUCAUUAAAGUGUAAUAACACACACACUAUACUGAUUCAGUGCAACAGAGAGUACUGCAGCACCACCUUGCAUCUUCUUAAGCACUUCACACUUGUCACUGUUCCUGCAUGGCUUCAAGCUGAAUCAUGUUUGCCUGCCUGAGUCUCUCAUGACAUUACACUCCUGCUGUGAUUUUGGUUGUUUAUUACAGGACUACAAGUAAUACUAAUACUUUUAAGAGGCUUACAGAGACAUUUGGACCAAUCUGCAGAGCCUAUAUUUUCUAUAGUUCACCUCAGCAAUACAAACAUGAAAAGAAUCCUCAUGCUUUUGAGAGUCUUAAUGUACUGUCGGUGAUGACAUUCACAAACUCUCUUUAAUUGUAUGCUGAGGACCAUAUUCUGAAAUUGUGAGAGACUCAUGCAGUCUCUCUCAUUUAACUUGGCUGGGAGAAGCUUUUUGGCAUUGUAUAAUAUUUUUCAGAGUUUUGUUGUCACUGCUCCAACUGUUUAAGCUGCCUCAAAUUCAAGAUUUAGGUUUGAUCAAAACUUUACGCAAGCAACUUUUGUGGAACUGGGAUUGUAAAAUUACCAGAGAACACAAUAGACAAAGUGCUGCUCAAGUUCGUACAGAACUGACACUACAGGGGACUUGGAAAUGUAGUCGUAUUUUAUCCAAAAUCUCCUGCCCCUCUUCAGUCUGAAAUGCUCUGAAAGCUUCAGUUACUUCAUUGCUUGCAGAGCAGCGCCCUCUAGGGCAAUUAGAAAGCCCAACAAGUAACAAGGCAGAAUGAUUUUUUUUUUUUUGCUUUCUAUAAUGAGAAACAUAAAAAAACACAAUCUAUAUCCUUAAAUGUUUUAAUGUUUUUCAAAUCUUAAAUCAUCAUUUCCUCUAUUUAUGUGUUAUGUUUAGCCCUUGAAUUUUCACAGUACACUCAGCUGCCAGUAUCUAAGGCACAGCUAAACUGAUGCAGUCCUAUGUUACACUCACACACAGCUGUCCAAACCACAGCUAGCUGCACCAGCUAGUUGUACCUAAUAAACUGGAAACUCAGUGUACUGGAUGUGCACAAUGUAGAGUAAAAGUGUAACCAGGCCGGUUCCACCACUCUUUCCCAGCAUCACUCUGCACCUGAAGAUCUCCUGCCCCCCCUCGCCUAACCCCUCCCAGACGAGCCUUGCCUCCGGGGAUGUUCCGCCACACCUGCCUCCACGCCAGCCCAUGCCCCAGGUCAGCAUCCAGGUGGAUUCAGACUAUGAGGAGUCUGGCCUCUACCCUAGACCACAACACCAUCAUCAUCACCACCAUCGCCAUCACCACCAGAUCCUCUACCCCUCUCGCCCCACACCUCCACCUAUAAUACAAAGACACUUUCACCCAAAACUGCACCCUUACUUUCUUGACCAGUGUGCUGAGACUGUUCUUUAG
Molecule: messenger RNA, 42990 nt
Organism: Xyrichtys novacula (pearly razorfish)
Lineage: Eukaryota; Metazoa; Chordata; Actinopteri; Labriformes; Labridae
Source: the annotation of a GenBank genome assembly